This is a messenger RNA of Macrobrachium nipponense, 6718 nucleotides long. RefSeq names its product protein phosphatase Mn(2+)-dependent 1K-like. The coding region runs from base 260 to 1504 and encodes 414 amino acids. NCBI's taxonomy places the organism in Eukaryota, Metazoa, Arthropoda, Malacostraca, Decapoda, Palaemonidae. The transcript is spliced from 8 exons. Gene Ontology annotation, cellular component: mitochondrion; nucleus; cytosol. Gene Ontology annotation, biological process: peptidyl-threonine dephosphorylation. Gene Ontology annotation, molecular function: protein serine/threonine phosphatase activity. The record is from RefSeq and is a predicted model, not a curated record.
UGUCAACCCGGUUGGCCACAUAUUUUUUUAUUUUAUGCAUUAGUUGUCUUAAAGGGUGAAGAGGCCUUCACAAUAGACGUAGGUUUGCUGUCAAGGAUUUAGUGAGCCGACUGAGGCCUAAGUUUUGUAGGCCGCCGUAUUUCAAAGGUGCUUUCGGUUAAUUUAGUAGUAUUAGGCUAAGUUGCUGGUUCCAUUCCUGUUACCUGAAGGUACCUUACAGUCUUAGGAAAGCGACAUCACAGUAAGGAAUUAACCUAGGAUGAAUAAAUCGUUUUUCAUCCAAAGGAGAACUCUGCAAAAUGUGUUUUUAGGAACUUUUGGCAACUUGGAAGCAAAGUCAUUUUGUCAAGCACCAAUAUUAAAUUGUAAUACCUCAACUUAUGUCAGUAAAGGUCACGAGAGAAGGUUUGCAACACUUGCUCAAACAUUGUCAGGUAAAAAAGUAACCAGAAGAUUCCCUGUCGGAGCUUUCUGUACUAAAGUUCAAGUGGAAAACACUGAUGGGAAUGCAUCUUCAAAGGAGAUAAGUGAUUCUAAUAAUGGGAGGAAGAAAGACUUCAAUUUUGAUGCACUGGGCACUUGGGACAAUCGAAUUGAUCUUCCUAUCAUGAUGGAAGCCAGUAUUAAACAAGGAGCUCCAGUGCCAUUAAUUGUACCUUCUGAUGUAGGUUGUUCAAGUAUCAUUGGGAAGAGAACUUACCAAGAAGACAGAUAUGUUGUGACAAGUCUCCCAGACAACGUGUUGUGUGCUGCUGUAUUUGAUGGGCAUGGCGGAAGUGAAUGCUCUGAAUUCUGCCAACAAAAUUUAGAGAGUAUUCUCACCCAACAGUUGAGUCAGCAUAAGGACCUAGAAGCAGUAUUGCACCACAGUUUCUUGACAUUACAUUCCCAGUAUGUGAAAUGGACUGAAGAACAUUCAGCAGGGCUAAAAGCAGGCACAACUGCAAAUGUUUGCCUGUUGCGAAAUGGUGUGGAACUUGCUGUAGGCCAUGUAGGGGAUUCACGAGCAAUUUUAUGUCGUAUGGGGUCUGCAAGGGAACUUACCCAUGAUCAUUGCCCUUCCAACAAGUCUGAGAAGGUGCGGAUUUUGCAGUCCGGUGGCCGUGUGUCUGUGGAUAAUAUAGGAAGACAUAUGGUGAAUGAAACGCUUAAUAUGUCACGAAGCAUAGGAGAUAUUCCGCUGAAAUCCUUUGGAGUAACAGCUUUGCCUGAUACUAGAACCUUGAGAGUGAAACAUGGUAAAGAUGCUUUCUUGCUCCUAACAACGGAUGGCAUCAACUUUGUGUUACGCAAUGAAGAAGCUUGUGACAUUGUUAACCAAGCUCCGGACCCAUAUCGAGCAGCUCAGUUGCUUACAGAACAAGCUCUUAGUAUGUCAUCAGAAGACAACCUGACAGCUUUGGUCAUUCCCUUUGGCUCUUGGGGAAAAUACACCAAGUCUGCAUCAAUGUUCUUCUCCUUUGGUAUUGGACGUGACAUGAGUAAGAGUAGUCGAUUUGGUUGAAUUGAAGUCUGGUUAGUAAACGUUUAAUUUUGAGAUUUUCUCGCAUUUGUUCCUCUUGUGGGUUUGUUAUUGAGACACAUUUUGGUCCUUAGUAUUCAUGGUGAAAACUUACAGGUUUGCUCAUUAAUAGUUAGCUUUCACUUUUAUCAUUCAUCAGUUUUAUUCAUGAAGGAAUUUGAUGAUUUUAAAAGAAAAUGUAUUGUUAUCGUUCACAGUUUUUGUUGUUAUUUCAAGACUGGGAAAUACUAAUUACCAGACUUGUGUAUCUUUGGAAUUGAUUUGUGCCAAGGAAUUCACUCCUUGCAAUUCUCUUGUGUUGUCUAGAGUUUAAGGAAGGAUAACUUAGUCAGUACAAACUACAAAUAUUUUUGUUAGUGAUAAAUAACUGUAGGUGUACUAUAUAGUAUUGAAUUAUUUUAUCAAAACAGUUAAUCUAUUAAGUAAGCAGUGAAACUUAUAAUUACAUCUUAUUUAAAGUGCAGGAAGGUGUUUCCUGUUAUUAAGAACUGUCAGUCCACUGAUUAAAUGUUGGAUAAUGCUUAGGAGAGCUAUUUGUAAAGAAUGAUACUAACAGGGUACUAAUUAAUGCUAAGUAAUGAAGAGAACAUAUUGCAAGAUUGAUGAAAUAUUGCAGCCUUAACUGAAACCUAAUUCUUUCUUUCAAAAAGACCAAUUAACUUACUUCCUCCAUUGUUUCAGCUAUGUGUAGUGGUUUUUGAUCGCCAUAAGCUAUUCAUUUGCAAUGUACCGUAAUCAAAAGAAAUUUUACUGGAUUUUCAGUGAAGUAGCAUCGCUUUGUCCCUCAGUUGUAUUUUGUUCUGUCAUACUUUUCCUUCUUACUCUACAGUUUCUUCCCAUUUUGUUGUCCAGUAUCCAGUCUCUGUUUGUCAUUCCAGUUUAUGGAUGUGUGAUCUGGUUGUCCAGCUAAACUGCUUAAGAGUUAUGAUUGUAUGAGGGUUAGUAGACGACAGAAACUUUCAUAUUUCCUUUUACAGAAUGAUGUUAUUUCCACUUCUUUUCCAUUUUUCCUUUUGAUCAACUUUUUUUUUUUCUCUUAUUCAUUUUGUCACCUUCACAAAUCAUUGAGGGACUAGUAAGGUGUAGAUUGAGACAUUGAGGGUAUACAAAAUAUAUUUUUGUGGGGGAAGACAAAGCCUGAUGUUCACAACCUGGCAAUGAAUCAGUCUAGAAGUUUUAAAGAGGACCUUUUGGUCUUGCAGGGAAAUGAGUUGUGCUUUAUCAAGCUUGAGAUUUAGUUGUUAUGGCAAAGUGUUUGAAAAGCAUAUUGACAGGAAUGAUUUGAAUGAUACACCUUUUUAAUUUUUUCUUUUUAUUUUCACUUUAUGGCAAUUUAUUGUGAAAAAUUAAUUAAUAAGUUACUGAAUUUUUUAACUUACUCCAUAUUUCAUAAUAAUAAUAAUGAUAAUAGUAAAAAUAACAUGAUAAUAACAAAAAUAAUGAUAUAAUAACUAUCAUGUAGUUAUACUUGGUAAUUUUAAAGGAUAAGGAGAAUAUUUGAACAGGUGUAACACUACAAAAUGUUAAGAUUUCUUGCUGGAAUUAGCAUAUAUACCAGAGCUCUAGAGUUUCCAGAGAGAUGUGGUAUACAGAGGUAGAAAACUUGAUGAUGUCUCAAAGACUGACUAGGUUUUACUUAUGCAUUCAGAUGAGAGAAGCAGGUACGCAGGCCAGUAAAAUUUGAAGUAGUAGGACAAAGACUAGUAGGAAAGGAGACCCCGGAAACUCUUGAGAGAAAACUUGUGGAGAAAGGUUAGACCAGAUGUGAAUGUAGGCAGAAGAGAUUAAAGGGAACUUAUUUAUCAUUUAACCUCUUAAAAAGAAAAUCGAAUGGUAGGUUUUGGUGAUAAUGUGAAUUUAUCUCAUCUUAGGUAAAUGAAGAGAUUAUCUAAAAAUAUAAGGGCAGAUUUUGUGUUAGAGACUCCUUUCCUUUCUUCUUUCCCUGAUGCUUUUGGUAUUUCCUUGUGAUUACAUUAGUUUACGUUAGAUCCCCUCUUGUAUGAUGUCACUAACACACUGUCAUGAAUACGUCUUAUGACUUUUUUCAGUCCAUAUUAGUGUCCAUUUUUCAUUUUAAUUGGAUUCCCUCUCUUUUACAUUAGGUCUGUAGUGGUUUAGUUUAAAAUGCUCCUUUUUCUUCAAUUGAUAUAUCCUCGGUAGUGGGAUAUAUCGGUGUACCUCGUGCGGUGCACUGUAGGCAUUACUUAAGGUUUCUUUGCAGCGUCCCUCUGGCCAAUAGCUGCAACCCCUUUCAUUCCUUUUACUGUACCUUUGUUCAUAUUAUCUUUCUUCCAUCUUACUUUCGACCCUCCCCUAACAAUUGCUUCAUAAUGUAGUUGCGAGAUUUUUCUCCUGUUACACCUUUCAACCUCUUUUACUCUUUUUCCCUUUCCGGGCUGAGUGUUAUUAUUAUUAUUAAUAGGGCUUAGUGACCUCAUAGGUCCCAGCACUUGGCCUUUGACAUAAAUUGUCUAUUCCUUCCUUCCUUUAUAUAGAUCUAGUCUUUGAGUUCCACAUCUGUGAUAUGCAACAUCUCCUUAUACAUCUUUCUACUAGGGGUAAAAAGAUAAUAGAGGGCAUGAUUACUUAUCAUUUUUAAUCUCGCACAUUUCAUCUAGUCUCAGCUAACUUGAAUCCUGCUAGUGGAGGACUUCCAUGUACUGGGAGUAUGACCUCAGUUAGUUAAUUUAUCAGACCUAUCUUUCAGAUGCCCAGGAAUAAUUAGUUUUUGAGUUAAUUAAUUAUUUAAAUAAGAGUAGGUUAUACUCUGACAAAAGAACCAAACAUUAGGCAAUGUAUAUUUUCUUCUUGUAAGAUACUUAUGCUAAAAUGCUGCUUGUAUGGAUAACUAGUGUGUGUGUGUGUGUGUGUGUGUGUGUGUGUGUGUGUGUAUGUUUGUGUAACCUCUGGCUGGGAAGUGUAGGCCCUCCUUGAACAAUAGUUUAUCAUCAGGAAAAGUCGAACUUGUGAUUAUACAAUUCAUCUCUAUGCGUUGGAUUUCAUCAACUUUUGACAACCCUUAUUAAACUUUUUAGAUAUUAAGGAUGUAUCUGUGUAUGAAUACAAAUCAAACUGUAUAUGCUUACAAUUAAAAUCAUGAAAAAGGGUGAACUCUUUCUUCAAAAUACUUAAUGGUGCUAAUUCACCUUAAAACAAUCAAUCUUUGCUAGAAAAUGUCAGUGACCUGUGAAAAUAGAGUCCAUAACAUUAACACUGGGCAGAAGACAUACUCUUGGAUGAUUAUGGAGUUGAUAUAUUUUCACAGGUUGAGCAGUGAUGCAUCAUACGUACUUGUAUUCUUGCAUGUACCAGUGGGGGAUUUCUCUAUGUGAUUCAGGGUCCCACCUAGGUAAAUUUUAAUCUACAUAAGUUUACUGAUAACUUUUUCAUGACAUGAACCAUUCAAAGAUUAUUUUAAAGAUUAUCAAUGAAAAUAUUGUCAAAGGUAGUUGAACAAAAAUGUGUUCUGAUAGAUGGGAGAUGCAGGUAUGCUUUUAAAUUUCCACAAAGAGAUUCUGGAUUUACAUUACCUAUUAGAUAUAUUUAUAGAAAUGUUACUUUAGUCUAAUUCUGUGAAGAAUCCACAUAGUAUUUAGAAAGCUCAGUGAUCUUAAUUUUUUCCAAAGUGCAUUCCUGUAUGGUUUUAAUAAUUAUAUUCUAGUAUGGUUAACUGCAGGUCUCAUAGAGCAUCACCUCUGGUAAUGCCAGAUGUACAUCAUCAUCUUAGGCAACAUACAGGUUCCCAAGUUCACUACUACAAUUACUUGAUUAAUUCAAAUCCUGGGCAGUAAUCAUCUCCAACACCUUAAGCCAAAAUUGUUGAACUGAUAGACUUUCUCCUUCCAGUUAUUUUUUUAUUUGUUGAUUUCCAUAUUAUCCUGAAUUCUAGUGAGAAUGAUAGUGAUGGUAUAUCAUUAGACUGUGAUCUCUUGGAAAAUCUGUCCGAUUAUGAAAAUGGUCAAAGCUGAAGGCGACAGGUGGUAUGGAACACAAAUAAGUUUGUGGAGACAAGUUUAUCCCAAAGUUGUUCUUUAUUUUUCUUAUCUUAAAAACUUAUUUACUUUCUGAAUUAGAUAGAAUUAAAAAUAGAAUGGUAAAAGUUAUUGGUUCCUCCCUAACUGGUGGCAAUUGGGCAUUCAGGAUUUUACCGUUUCUUAAUCAUGAAUUAAAUAGCAAAGAGCCAUUGAAACAAGUGAUAUGUAAAGUAAUUUCACUCCUAUGCAUCACCAGAAAUAAGCACCAAAGGAUUGUUAUUUAGAUGAAUAACUGAAAAAAACUGAUGAACACAUUUCUUAUUCUCAUUACAUUAGAUUGAUUUUAUUAUCACAAUAAAAGAGAAGAUUGAUCAUUAUUGUUUAGAAGAUAAACCCUAUUCAAAUGGAAUAACUCCACAAAAGCCAUUGACUUAAAAUUCAAACUUCCAGCGAAUGUGGUGUUCAUUUGCAAGAAUUGACAGAAGCCCCAUUAAUAGGAAAUACAGUAAGAAGAGAUCAGCUGUUAGGAAAGUAAGAUUAUGAUCUGUAGUUCUCAAUGAUAAUGAAUAUCACUCAAAAAAUGCAUCUAUGGUACUUCAUCAGUAUGUAGGAUGUAAUCUUCAUUAUUACUUUCCUUUUUACAAAGAUGAAAUUCAUUGCAGCAAAGAUGAUCAUAGAACCACAGUUCCUCUUCACUUGUUGAGAUUAUUGUAUCCUUUUAAUAAUAAAUUUGUUUGACAAAAUACUGAAAGUGCUAAAAUGUAUUAUAGGAGCAAGGUAAUUGAGGUGUGGUGAAAUAAAUACACUGGAGAAUGAUGACUGGUGCAGAUGGACUGUGAUGAAGGUGCAUGACCCUAUAAACAGAGCUGUUUUUAUGUACGAGACAGCAAAAUCCCACCUACUUUAAAAGUCAGUCUUUUCAUUGUCUUUUAUUUUCACUGCAAGCAAAUGCCAGUUCACAUAAUGAUCAGGUUUUCAAAAUGACAGUUCAUUUCCUUUGGUGGUUUGCCUUUCAGUUUUGAAUUUCUUUUAACUGCAUGAGUACUUACUAAGUCUUUCAAAGCAAAUGUCCUCUUAGACCUAAUUUUCCAAGUUUCAGCAGUUUUAUUACUUGGUGGUAACAUAAGCUUAGUUAUAUAAAGCACAAAUGAUGUAAAAUUUAUAAAAAAAAAAAAAACUGUUUGACGUGUAUAAUUUAGUGUAAAUAAAUGCUCGAAUUGGU